Molecule: messenger RNA, 540 nt
Organism: Babesia bigemina
Lineage: Eukaryota; Apicomplexa; Aconoidasida; Piroplasmida; Babesiidae
Product: glutaredoxin-like protein, putative
Exons: 5
Coding region: 1-540 (179 amino acids)
Biological process (GO): cellular response to oxidative stress
Cellular component (GO): cytoplasm
Molecular function (GO): glutathione disulfide oxidoreductase activity
Source: RefSeq, a predicted model, not a curated record
AUGGCAAUCCGGCCCGCCGCUCCACCCGCGUCUAUAAUCGGUAUCAACUGGUCGCCUGCUGAUCUGAGUUAUGAAUCUGCGCAAGCUUGCGACUCCUCUAAAUAUUUUGAGUACGUCCGGUGCGCUCGGCUGUCAUCACCUUCAGUUGCCAAAUCUACCGCCUUCUUACAAAACAUGGAUGACCACCAGAUUGCCGCCUGGGUUGAGCAGCAGGCUCACCAGAACAAGGUCGUCGUGUUCUCCAGGACCACCUGCCCAUACUGUGUGAAGGCCAACGGCAUUUUGAUGAGCGAGGUUCCUUCCGACGUGACUGUGGUCCAGCUCGACGACCACCCUGACCGCCCCGCAAUCAUGGAGUACUUCCGCACUACCACCGGCGCAGCCACGGUGCCCCGCGUGUUCAUCAACGGGAAGUUCUUCGGUGACUGCAGCAAAACGGUUUGUGCGAAUAUUUUGCUGCGGCAUCACGUUCAGGUUGCCGCUCAGCAGUCCGGUGAGCUCCGCAAGGUGCUCCUUGAGGCCGGCUGCCGCCUGGAGUAA